Linnemannia hyalina is the source of this 909-nucleotide messenger RNA. Lineage: Eukaryota; Fungi; Mortierellomycota; Mortierellomycetes; Mortierellales; Mortierellaceae. The record is from the annotation of a GenBank genome assembly.
AUGGGCCAAGCCGCCAAUAACACCAACCCCGACAACAACAACAACAAUCCUGACAACAAUAAUACAAUCACCAGUAGUCAAACGGACAUGUAUUCUGUGCUCGGCCCUGAUCGCAUCGAUAUGUUCUACGAUGAUGGCGUUAUUUAUGGCUACGAUCCCAAAUACAUCAGGAAACCAUCCUCUGAAAAUACGCGAGACCAGCUUUCAGGAGAGAAGGAAAAGGUGGUAGUGGUGAUGGACGACGACGACGAGGAGGAGAAGGAGGAGGAGGAGGAGGAGCAGGAAGAGCGACUUCUAGAAGAGGAACGACUUCAAGCAGAGGGGGCCGACGAGGAAGAGGAGGUGUAUCAUGGUGGACCGAAGCCAUUUGAUGAGGCCAACUACCCUCUUCAUUUUUUCUACGAGCAUUACUUCGCACAGUUUCCAAUGGAUAAUACGCCGCAAGACACCGAUAGCGAUUAUAGCGCCAGUAGAGCGGAUGAGAAUGACUCUGACAACGAUGAGGAUAAACCCGCAGGGGCAACUCAUACCCAUACCCAUACUAUGACACACAAAAGAAAGGCGCAGGGAUGGGUCCAACCACCAGUGAAGAAGUCACGGCUAGACCAGCGUACAAGGGUGAGGCCAAGUCGACUUGAAGAUGUCGGGGACGUCGAGGAUGUUGAGAGUGCUGAGGGCGGUGAAGGACUGCAGCAACAUCAUGAUCAGGAUCAGUCUGCCGCAGCGACGGUAUCGAUGCAGAGGUCGGGAGAAUCUUUUGAGAAGUACCAACAGCGUAUGAGAUGGGACCGAGAGCUUGAGGCCAUGAAGGCGAGUUCCCUGAACAAUGCCAAAGAAUCCAAUCCCAAUAAGGUCAAGCUCAACAAGAAGGAGUUAGAUGCCGUUCAUUUGAGACACAGGGAAAACUAG